Molecule: messenger RNA, 573 nt
Organism: Fulvia fulva
Lineage: Eukaryota; Fungi; Ascomycota; Dothideomycetes; Mycosphaerellales; Mycosphaerellaceae
Exons: 2
Coding region: 1-573 (190 amino acids)
Source: RefSeq, a predicted model, not a curated record
AUGGCAGGCCUUAGCAUCAGCGGCGUUGUGUCAUUCUUCUUACUGUUCAGCACCGCCUUUGCCCUGCCCUUCUUCGAUCUCCAGGGCUGGACACGCCUUCGACACAAGCCGCCGGUGUACGCUCCCUUUCCGACAUUGAGGCCGAGCUCAGCAGAAGGUGUCUUCGAAACAAGACCAGUCCCCACCGGCACAGGCACAGGCAUCCCCCUUCCCACAGGUGUAUUCCCAACAGCUCCCGGUCCAACAGCACCAGCACCAACAGGCUACUACAACAUCAAACGCAGCCUCGAAGAACGCUACCCCCCUCCAUCUCCAUACCUCCCUACCGGCUUCAGCACAGGUACUGGCACAGGCUAUCCUGGCCCUACUGCCCUCCCGCAGAUCCCAGAGUACCACCAUCGGCAGAAGCAAGUCAAGCAAUUCGGUGGCGUGCGACAAUAUCACUUCGAGCCUUACUUCCCAUACGAGCCACCAAAGUAUGGUGAGGGUGAGCCUGGACCGACGCCGACGGCGCCGACUGGGACUGGUGUUAUUCCAACGGCGACUGCGCCUCCGGUGCCGACUGGUUAUUGA